Molecule: messenger RNA, 1812 nt
Organism: Phlebotomus argentipes
Lineage: Eukaryota; Metazoa; Arthropoda; Insecta; Diptera; Psychodidae
Product: synaptic vesicle 2-related protein
Exons: 6
Coding region: 200-1726 (508 amino acids)
Biological process (GO): transmembrane transport
Cellular component (GO): membrane
Molecular function (GO): transmembrane transporter activity
Source: RefSeq, a predicted model, not a curated record
CUCUACGAGGCCUUCAAUUACGGUCUCUUUUACGUGAUCUUCACUGUCUUGGGUGUGACAUGGUGUCAUAAAUCGUGAAAAUAUGCAGAGAAAGCAGAUAUUUAUUUAGCGCUUGUGUGUGUCCCAGAAUCUCGUCUUGGGAGUGCGGCGGUGAGCGAGCGCGAGAAGACGGUGAGCGGCGAGUGGAAAAGCCAGCGCCAUGGGAGUUCGACGACCGGGAACCACGAGAGGAUAUGAGGAAAUGCAGGGAGCCAAUGUGGCCACGGUUAACGUGGCCAUUGCAGGUCACACCACACCGAUCGCCACCCACAAUAGUCAGCAGGGACCGCCGCCAGUCACACCGCAGGAGUUCGAGAUGGCCUCCGUGAGCGUCGUGCCAGAUGACACUUUCACCGUGACUCAGGCUGUGAAUGCCCUCGGCUUCGGCUGGUUCCAGGUGAAGCUGUCCCUGUGCGUGGGCCUCUGCUGGAUGGCAGACUCCAUGGAAAUGACCAUUCUCAGCGUGCUCGGGCCGGCGCUGCAUUGCGACUGGGGCGUCACGCGCUACCAGCAAGCGCUCACCACGACCAUCGUGUUCCUCGGGAUGAUGCUCAGUUCCACAUUCUGGGGCCAAUUGAGUGAUCGAUACGGCCGGAAGCCUGCUCUGACCCUCUGUGGAGUUCUGCUCUUCCUCUACGGUCUCCUGUCCGCCGUGGCACCCAGCUUCGGCUGGCUCCUGCUUCUCAGAGGCCUCGUGGGGUUCGCCAUCGGUUGCGUGCCGCAAUCCGUGACGCUCUACGCUGAAUUCCUUCCUACUAAGCAACGCGCCAAGUGCGUCGUUCUCCUCGAUUGCUUCUGGGCUCUUGGGGCGUGCUUUGAGGUCGCCUUGGCUCUGGCUGUGGCCCCACGAUUGGGCUGGCGAUGGUUGCUGGGCCUUUCGGCGGCGCCCCUGUUUGUCUUUGCCGUGAUCACGCCCUGGCUACCGGAGUCGGCACGCUACAAUGUGACGUGUGGGCAGAACGACAAGGCGCUGGCGACGCUGGAACAGAUUGCAGUGGACAACAAGAAGCCAAUGCUGCUGGGCAGGCUCGUGGUGGAGGGAACAGCUACGCCACGAGGCAGCGUCAGGGCACUCCUCAGUACAUCCCUACGCCGGACGACACUUCUGCUGUGGUUCAUCUGGAUGUCCUGCGCUUUCUGCUAUUACGGGCUUGUGCUGAUGUCCACUGAGCUCUUCAGCGGUGACCGAAAGCCAGUAGUGGCGGGAGAUAUUGAAGAUUGCCAUCCUCUAUCGACUGAUGACUAUCUGGAUCUCCUUUGGACUACGUUGGCAGAAUUUCCUGGGAUCUUCGCCACUAUAGCGGUGAUGGAGAAGUGGGGACGCAAGAAAACCAUGGCCUUCCAGUUCAUCCUCUACGGCGGCUGUGUUUUACUUCUCACAACGACUAAAGAUCGGACGGCGCUCACGAUGAUCCUUUUCCUCGCUCGCGGCGUCAUUGCGGGACUCUUCCAGGCGGCUUAUGUGUACACACCGGAAGUCUAUCCCACAGCUCUGCGAUCCGUUGGCGUGGGCGGUUGCUCUGCUUUGGCUAGACUCGGCGCCAUGGCGACUCCCUAUGUGGCACAGGUUCUGCUCCAGACAUCCGUGUGGAGCGCCGUGAGUGUGUAUGGCGUGUUCGCCAUCAGUGCCAGCGUGGCGUGUCUCCUGCUCCCGUACGAGACCCGCGGCAGCGACAUGGCUCAGUAGCCCAAUCCCGCCGCUCUGUGACUAAACCAAAUCUCCGUGACUGAUUUUGUGGGUGCUUCUCGCUUCGGGCGACACGAGGUAAAAAA